AUGCUGCCCACUCGAGCGCUUCUCAAGCGCUCUGUUUGGAAAGGGCCAAACCUCGUCCCCCUUUCCAUCGUCUUCCCCAAGGGACCCAACGAUAAAGUCCCUCCCGUCCGAACACAGGCUCGCUCAGCGACCAUCCUGCCAAACUUUGUCGGCCUCAACUUUGAGAUUCACAAUGGCAAAGAUUACCACCAGGUGACGAUUACAGAGGACAUGGUGGGACACAAGCUGGGAGAAUUUGCGCCGUGA
Molecule: messenger RNA, 246 nt
Organism: Trichoderma breve
Lineage: Eukaryota; Fungi; Ascomycota; Sordariomycetes; Hypocreales; Hypocreaceae
Product: ribosomal protein s19 domain-containing protein
Exons: 3
Coding region: 1-246 (81 amino acids)
Biological process (GO): translation; ribosomal small subunit assembly
Cellular component (GO): ribosome; cytosolic small ribosomal subunit
Molecular function (GO): structural constituent of ribosome
Source: RefSeq, a predicted model, not a curated record